Messenger RNA from Pecten maximus, 1667 nucleotides. RefSeq lists its product as uncharacterized. The coding region runs from base 102 to 1568 and encodes 488 amino acids. The record is from RefSeq and is a predicted model, not a curated record. Lineage: Eukaryota; Metazoa; Mollusca; Bivalvia; Pectinida; Pectinidae. The transcript has 2 exons.
UUAUCCUGGGUAUAGCGUCGCUUGUAUCCACAGUUACAACAACUGCAUUGCGUGGUGUUUCUAUCCAGAAAGGAUGUCUGUUUUAUCCAUCUGUCUGCGAAAUGAAAAAAGAAAUCAGCGAAAUUCUAGGACCACGAGUAGAGAAGCUACGUCUUGAAUUACGACGUCAAGUGAAUGAAAUCGACUGGACGGAACUGUCUUCGCAAUUGCAAAUAACAAAGAGCUAUAUCACUGAAUUGGCUUAUUUAACUGGACAGUUAAUGAAUGUGACAGAUAUUUCAUAUCAUACCCAAAUGUCUGAAACAUAUACUGACACGGACAAUCUACUUACAAAUUACGAAGACUGGCUUCAAUAUAAUUCCAGAACGUAUGUGUUUGAAGUUUUUGGGUCAGCUUUAGAAUUUAUGUCUUUGUAUUGGGUAUUAUCGGCAGAGAUUAUAACAAAAACUACAGCGAUGGUGACUGGUUUUGGUUUUCUUGUCGGCAUAGGAUUUUCUGCGUAUGAUCUAUAUACACAGAUAAAUGAGGAAAAAAAGAUUCGAGAUAACCUUAAGCAACAAACAUCUCGUCUUACCGUUGCUAUCAACGAAAUUGAGAAGAAUAUGAAACAAAUCGUAGAUUUUAAAUCAAAGUACAUCAAACAUGUCGUAAACCCGUUACAGACAUUACUUGGUUAUUUUCCAAACCAAUUUCCGUCCUUUCAUGUAUACCUGAAUAAACUUAACAACCCUGUGAAUAUCAAUUCCGGAUAUAUAGGUCACAUGAAUACCCACUUGGCAAAUGUUACAAAAUACCUUCGCAAGACUCUGAAUGAAACUCGACAUAUUAUCGAGGAAAGAGAAAGGUACACCAAGAUCCUGAAGGACAUCCGAAAAUUCCUCGACAAUAAACGACCACCAUCAAAAAUCCUGGCCAUAGUUCAGAAACAUAAUAACAGCUAUUUACAUUUACAUUCUAACUUUGACCUACUCCGAUUUAUAGCGAUUAACUUAAAAACCAACAUCAGUAGCUGUUACUGGGGAAUCCGAAUGGAUUUGAUUAGACGUGGCCAGGUGGAUAAAGCCAAUUACACUUCUGUACCACUGUGUCGUUCUCCAGAGUUAGAAGAUUAUGAACAAAGUAUACUAACCGACAUUCAUAAAACAAUGGCCCCGUGUAGAAUCCUACGUCGGCUGAAAGACGAUGUUUUUGACAGUAUGUACAAAUUGAUAAAAUACAUUGCCGAUUUCAUUCUACCACAUCGGGACUGUUACUGGGGUUAUGAUCUCGCCUACAUACGAAGCACUAUUCGACCUUCGCUUGUCUUUGAAAGUAUGAAACUGGACGCCCAAACCGUUACGUAUCUGGGUGUAUCUGAGUUUUACAAAACUUCAAAGGGAGUCGGUGGUUCAGAUCUAUGUCAAAAAUUUACUGUUUGUGAAGAAAGAUGGCAGAAAUUUAUAUACUGCUCGGUAUAUCCAAUUUCAGGAAGUGACGAAGAUAUGUGUGCCGAGGAAAAGGCGUCAGAUUGCAAAAAUAUGGCAAGUGUCUAUGAAAAAGACGAUUAUUGCUAUGAAUCGUUUUGGUGAAGUGUGUAUCUUUUAAUGACACUUGAUAUAUCAAAAUUAUAUGAAUUUUGUGUGCCAGAUAUCAAAACAACGUAAUACGUACAAUAUAAUAUACAUAUG